AUGAAGCUUGGAAUCAGAUGGGAACAAUGCGCUCUGAUGAACUCGGUGGCUGCCCACACACCCACACCCGGCAAAAAGGCUCUUGCAAACCCCCACCUUGCGCAUGUAAGAAUGGGUAGCAUCCGUCCCCCAUUCGCCAAAGUCGAAGCAUCACGGCCCGAUUUCGACCAUUCGGCCCCGCUCACUUUCACCAAAUCCCCCAAUCCCCAUUGGAAACAAGGACAAGGAGGAAAUGAUAACCAAGCCAGUCUCGAGAAGAACCAUGUUGAAAUCGACCCCUACGAAACGGGCCGGUCACCCAACCUCAAUUACAAACUCAUGAUCUCGGCCGUCGUACCUCGACUAAUUGGUCUAUUAAGCACGAGAUCGAAGGACGGGCAGACUGUAAACCUUGCCCCCUUCAGCUUUACGCAGAUGGUCAACUUUGAUCCUCCUAUUAUCGUCGUGGGAAUUACAGGGGAACCAAAUCCACCAAAGGAUUCUCUCCGCAACAUCCUAGAAACAGGCGAGUGCGUUGUCAACACAGUCAGCGAACAUCACCUCGAAGCUGUCAAUCACUGCUCUAUUAACGUGCCACAUGGCGUGUCCGAAUUCGAACUGUCAGGACUGCACACCGCGCCGUGCACAACUGUCAAGGCUCCCCGAGUCAAGGAGUCGAUAUUCUCGAUUGAGGCGAAACUUGUGGAGACGAAGGAGUGGGAGAGCCGGGCGAACCCAGGGAAGAAGAGCGGCGUGAUGGUGAUAUUAGAGGGUACAAGAUUUUGGGCGCGAGAGGAUGCGAUAAAUGACGAGCGGAGCCUUCUCGAUCCUACUAUUUUACGACCUGUUGCCCGCCUUGGUGGGAUAUCAUACAUGAGAGCGACGACUAUAAUGGAGAUUCCACGACCUUCAGUAGACCAGGCAACUCCAGCAUCGGCUACUAGCAGUUAUCCGCCGCGUAUAUAG
Messenger RNA from Blastomyces dermatitidis ER-3, 945 nucleotides. RefSeq names its product flavoprotein oxygenase. The coding region runs from base 1 to 945 and encodes 314 amino acids. Lineage: Eukaryota; Fungi; Ascomycota; Eurotiomycetes; Onygenales; Ajellomycetaceae. The record is from RefSeq and is a predicted model, not a curated record. The transcript has 2 exons. Gene Ontology annotation, molecular function: FMN binding.